AUGCACUUCGAGUCGCGUGUAUCCACAACUACCAUCCAUGAACUUCUCUUCGCCGACGACUGCGCUCUCAACGCAACUACACAAGGAGACAUGCGAAGGAGCAUGGACCUUUUCGCCGCCGCCUGUGACAACUUUGGCUUAAUCAUCAGCACGGAGAAAAUGGCGAUUAUGCACCAGCCAACACCCAACGUUGUCUAUAGUUCACCUCACAUCAACGUGAGUGGCGCCCAACUGCAAGUCGUGGACAACUUCACCUAUCUGGACAGCACCCUCUCUCGCAACACCAAAAUCGACGACGAAAUGGUCCACCGGAUUACCGAAGCCAGUCAAGCCUUCGGUCACCUGCAGACCAUCCUCUGGAAUCGUCAUGAUCCCCCCCUAAGCACUAAGUUCAAGAUGUACAGGACAGUCAUCCUGCCGACGCUGCUCUAUGGAAUGGAGACUUGGAAGGUGUACACGAAGUAG
This is a messenger RNA of Spirometra erinaceieuropaei, 465 nucleotides long. Lineage: Eukaryota; Metazoa; Platyhelminthes; Cestoda; Diphyllobothriidea; Diphyllobothriidae. The record is from the annotation of a GenBank genome assembly.